GGCCGGCGGCGGCGGGUCCAGUCCGGCUCAGCCUCGCCGCACUGUCAGUGCUGUGCCGCCGACCGCGCCGGCAGUGACCCCGCGCGUGUUGCAGUGUGCGUGUCUGCUUGUGUGCGAGCCCGAGGGCAUGCCUAUCCGGUGACCGAGAUGAAGCCUCUGGAACUGAUGCUGACCCUCACCGCCACUGCCCUGGCCGGAUCGCCCGAGGAUGGGUGGCUUCAGCAAGCAUUCCAAUCGCCUCAUUUUGACACGACCACACCCAGAAACGUCACUGCACUGGUCGGUAAAACGGCGCACCUUCACUGCAAAGUGAAGCGGCUCAACAACAAAACGGUCUCGUGGAUCCGGGCUCGUGACCUGCACAUUCUGACCGCCGGCACGGACACAUACACCAACGACGCGCGGUUCCAGGUAGCGCGCGACGCGGCUCGGAACGACUGGACGCUGAUGAUCAAGUUCGCGCAGGAGUCGGACUCCGGCACGUACGAGUGUCAGAUCUCCACUCAGCCGCUCAUCGCCUACCCGGUCCAGCUCAAGGUCGUCUUGCCGGAGUCCAGGAUUCUGGGCGGCGCCGACAUGUACAUCAACCGGGGCAGUCUGAUCAACUUGACCUGUGUGGUCACUAACUCGCCGGAGCCGCCCGCCUACAUCUUCUGGUAUCACGGGGACAAGGUGAUCAGCUAUGACUCGCCCCGCGGAGGGGUCAGCGUGGUCACCGAAAAGGGGGACGUGACCACGUCACACCUUCUCAUCCGAGCCGCUCGUCCCUCGGACUCCGGGGUGUACAGCUGUGAGCCCUCCAACGCCCGCAUCGCCACCAUCAUCGUGCACGUGUUGCAAGGGGAGACUCCGGCGGCGAUGCAUACCUCAGGAGGCCACCGCUGGGACGCGGCACCAGCUCUGGUCGUCUUGAUACUUCAGCUGCUGUGGCAGUUCGGCACGUGAGCCGCCCACGACCCGUCUGGACGUCCCGCCGGCUGGACCGCGGGUCAAAGGUCAACGGCUGGCGACUGACCGAGGUCGGAGGUCACCUGUUUCUCUGGCCGGAUGGACCACGUUCACACUCCUGAGUGAGAUUUGAGAGGAGACUAAUCAUGUCUAUGGUCAGUGAUCGGUGACUGUGACCUGGCAUGGGACGAUUUGACCUUGCCGUGACGCUGACUCUGUGAAAUUGAAGGUGAUGGAAGCGUCACUGGACGACGUCAGAUGAUGGUCGUGUAACGUGACCGGACAAAGGAUAGGCGACGGUCGAGUGUUCUCCCAUUGGAAGUGCUCUCGCGGCUGUUCUUACAUGUCUUUGCCGGGUCCAGUGUGUGUGGAUCGCUCCGCGCGCGCUCAGUGGUUAACUGAUGGCGGAGUAAGAACGAAGCGAAUGUGAUCUAAGUGGGAGAGAACUUGGUAUGAGUGUGAAAAUAGCGAGACUCAGAAGCCCGUGUGGUUGUUAUGCUUUCCCAGAAUGGGACAUAUGUAUGGGCAUUAUGGGAUCAGGCGUCUUGUUGCGCCACUGCAGGUUUGUCUGAAUGUAGGACUGAUCACUGCAAAGAGCCUCAGUGAGGUUGCGCAGACGUGAGCGGAAAAUGGGGCAGACCUGUGUCGAGUGCUCGGAGAGACACCUGCCUCUAGUACGUGGACGUUUGGCGGAGAUCAGCGUUAAACUAAACGGGGUGACAAGCUCAGCAGGUCGUGUGCAAUGUUCUGGUGACGCCGAGAAAGGACUCGAAAAAGAGAUAAAUCUACAAAAAUGUGACCACUCGGCGCGGAUGUCAGCUUACAUUUGAUGGCAGCGCUGCUGGUCAGCUCCAGUGACGCGACCUUCCAGGGCAUCAUUGUAUCGUCGCGUAUUGUCUGCUCGCUGUGCGCUCGCUGAGUGGUUUCUUACAGGCGCUGUCUCUUUGCGUUGUGUAUUGGACAUCGGCGUCUCCAGACGAUGUAAUAAAAACCUAAAAAUGUAUCAUUUCUCGGUUGGAAUGUGUCCCUGAAUGUUCCAGCUGCAUCGUCAUAAAAGUGUGUGAUUUGGUGUGUAGCUUCUCAGCAUGCUGCGAGUGUGAGGUGAUUAAUGAUCAGUUCUAAAAACUUCUGGUGAGCGGUGUCUGUCGUGGUUGACUGAUGACUGAGAUGACUGAAGGCACUGAGAGCGUCCUACAUGAUAACAGUAACUGCAUUCAAGGGCAUCAUUUGCUGCUGCUGUUGAAUGGAUAUUUGGAAACAAUUGAACGUUCGAUACAUCAUGUGAGAUGCUAUUACGUCAAUAAAAGUUGGCAUUCUGAACGGCCCGCUUCCAAAAUGGCAACCAAUAUUUCAUACGCUAUUCCGCCUCGCCUCCGCGCUCAUUUAAUUUGCUAGAGUUCUGGUUGCAACUUGCAAAAGCUCGUUUUUUAGAUUUGCCAAGGUUUUCAGAACUCUUCAUCUCC
Messenger RNA from Amphibalanus amphitrite, 2411 nucleotides. RefSeq names its product zwei Ig domain protein zig-8-like. Gene Ontology annotation, cellular component: neuron projection membrane. The coding region runs from base 148 to 945 and encodes 265 amino acids. Lineage: Eukaryota; Metazoa; Arthropoda; Thecostraca; Balanomorpha; Balanidae. The transcript has 6 exons. The record is from RefSeq and is a predicted model, not a curated record. Gene Ontology annotation, biological process: synapse organization.